Paramuricea clavata is the source of this 457-nucleotide messenger RNA. NCBI's taxonomy places the organism in Eukaryota, Metazoa, Cnidaria, Anthozoa, Malacalcyonacea, Plexauridae. The record is from the annotation of a GenBank genome assembly.
GGUGACUGUCAACCUGUCAUCAGACUGGAGAAACUAUUUUGUGAACAUUACGGAUUUAACCUUGAUAAAUACGUCAAUGUGCCUGGGUAUCACCAACAGUACUGGAAUACCAGAUUGUGGGAUAUACAGAAUCAAUACGAUCAAAUAUUAUCUAAAGGGCAAAAUGGUUCCGCAUCACCCAAAUGCAUGGACCAAAUUCACUUCAUUGGCUGUUACUAUACAUUUCCAGGGUGCGAUCGUAGCACAAGUGUAUUUAGACAAAAGAAAUUUUGUAAGGAGACGUGUCUUCAUUUUGUGAAUGAAUGUAGUGCGUCUCUGAAGCCGAUGAUAGAUACCUACUUUUCAUUAUAUCCGGGAAAAAGAGCACUAUUCGAUUGUUCGAAAAGACCAUCAAGAAACGCUGGAGACUCUCCUGGGUGUCUGUAUUAUCAUAGGAAAGAAAGUUUGGAAAAGGAAG